This is a messenger RNA of Striga asiatica, 348 nucleotides long. The record is from the annotation of a GenBank genome assembly. NCBI's taxonomy places the organism in Eukaryota, Viridiplantae, Streptophyta, Magnoliopsida, Lamiales, Orobanchaceae.
AUGGGAUCUCCGACGUCGGACAUGAUAUCGCUGCCGGAUUCGCUGCCGAGAUUUUCGGUGCAGAGUUGGAGCGAUUCAGAUGUCAUGGCUGAGAAGCACGAUUUUCGGGCCCAGGGGUUUGCGUCUCUGAAAUAUUCCCCUGAUCCUCUUUGGAGGAAACCCCAAUUUCCGAAUUCCAGAUUUGUGGAUCUGUCGGCGGCCGGAUUAUUGAAGAAGUCGAAGGUCGCCGGAGGUGACGGUUGCGGCGGCGGCGCCACUUUCAGGUUGAGGGUGGUGGUUUCUGCCGAUUGGGAGUCAAAAUUAGAGGAGACGAGAGUUUGGCAAAGUAUAGUUGACAUAGUGAAAUAG